Ochlerotatus camptorhynchus is the source of this 1040-nucleotide messenger RNA. Its product is annotated as protein FAM151B. The record is from RefSeq and is a predicted model, not a curated record. The transcript is spliced from 3 exons. Bases 134 to 1009 code for a protein of 291 amino acids. Lineage: Eukaryota; Metazoa; Arthropoda; Insecta; Diptera; Culicidae.
CAUACAUCAACAUCUGCACCUUUUAACAAAGAUCAAAGCUGAUUGUCAUUGCAAGUUUUACUAAAAAAAAAAUCUUGUUAUCAAGCUCAUAUUGCAUCCUGUUCAUGUUGCAGCAUAGGGUCUAUUCGUGACAAUGAAUAUGAUUGAUGCUGCUGAUUUACAUAACGCCAGUAAUCUGACUGAAAUUACUUGGGCCCAUGCUGUCGAUAGUCAAAAAUUCCUAUCAGAUGUCCUACAAGGCGAUAUUGAUUUCAUAGAGGCAGACAUACUGCUUGGCUUUUUGGAAAAUGAUGCUAACAAAGAGAGCGAAAUUCCCAUCAUGGCGCAUCCUCCGGCAACAACAUCAGAUUUAUCGUUGGAAGCGUUUUUGACACAUAUACAAGCUUAUAACACCGCCGUUCAACCGUCCAAAGUAAAAGGAGUGAAACUAGAUUUCAAAUCAAUCGGUGCACUGGAAAAAUCAAUCGGAAUCAUUGGAAAAUCUUAUGAUAUGCAAAAAUUCCCAACAUGGAUCAACGCUGAUAUUCUACCAGGGCCGGUAAAUAACACGGAAACUAUUCCGGUGGAUCCGAAGCGCUUUUUUGAUGCUGUAAAACAACUUGGUCCUGCAGUUUUGUCUAUUGGGUGGACUACUAAAUGGAGUGAAUCUUCUACAGAUGGCCAAUACACAAGAGCUCAUGUUUCGCAGAUGAUAAAUGUUAUAAAGGACAACCGAAUCGAUGAGGCAGGAAAUGUCAUAACAUUUCCAGUUCGUGCCGGAAUAACUGCACACAGUUUGGAAUCGUUGGUUUACUUGUACUGCUCGGUGAAGGAAACGAACCCUGUGACAUUUACCAUUUGGUCGAGUGCAAAUGAUGCUGUGAACGUGGAAAAUCUGAGGAAAUUCAUAUUCACCAUAGGAUUGGAUAAAGUUUACGUUGACGUUCCAGAUGAGCUGAAUGAACAGUUGCGAUUGAAUGAUAAUCCCUUUGGAACUACAAAAACCGACAUUCGUUGUAACGAUUCAUAAAUGAAACAUUGGUAAUGUAACCAUAAUCAGC